Sinocyclocheilus anshuiensis is the source of this 2998-nucleotide messenger RNA. RefSeq names its product ADAM metallopeptidase domain 9b (gene adam9b). Gene Ontology annotation, biological process: proteolysis. The record is from RefSeq and is a predicted model, not a curated record. Lineage: Eukaryota; Metazoa; Chordata; Actinopteri; Cypriniformes; Cyprinidae. The transcript has 22 exons. The coding region runs from base 90 to 2480 and encodes 796 amino acids. Gene Ontology annotation, cellular component: plasma membrane. Gene Ontology annotation, molecular function: metalloendopeptidase activity.
GAAUGUCGCUCCACCUGUCUGACUGUUCGAGCACGCCCCUCGCUCGCGCUCCGCUCACCUGAGAUCAAGCGUCAUUCCGGAGAAACAUCAUGACGCGACACUUUUACUUCUUCAUUCUCAUUAUCCCAAACUUCGCGAUUUUCCCAGUCCAGAGCACAGACCAGACUUCACAUUUGAAGAAGUAUGAUGUGGUCAAACCUCAGCUGGUUCAUGAGCGCUGGAGGAGGCAUGCAGACCCCUCACACACACCUGCACAGGAUAGACAUGCUGAUAGCAUUACAUACUCGGUCAGGAUUGACGGUCAUGAACGUGUACUGCAUCUGACAAAGAACACACAUUUUUUACCGAAGAACUUUGUUGUGUUGUCUCAUGAUGUACUGGAGAAAGGAAAAGCACACACAGAAACACUGGAAAACUGUCACUAUCAAGGACAUGUGGAGGGUUAUGAAGACUCUCUCGUAGCUCUCAGCACCUGUGAAGGUCUCAGGGGGAUCAUUCUCAUUGAUAAUAAUAGCUAUGGCCUGGAACCCAUCUUGCACUCCAAAGCCAAUGAGCACCUCCUCUUCCUGUUGAAGGACAGUCAGACAGAGCCAUUUGUAUGUGGACUGGCCAAUGAAACGUCUUCCAGCGAGGACCACUCCCAUUCCGCUGACAUGUCCAUGUUUUUACGGAAAAAACGAAACUUACCUCAGACCAAAUAUGUGGAGUUGGUGUUAGUAGUGGACAACCUAAGGUUCGUCUUUAAAAACCACGAUAUAACUGCCGUGCGUAAUGAGAUGGUCCAGUUGGCUAACUUGCUGGAUACGUACUACAAACAGCUGAAUAUCCGGAUAGCACUGAUUGGCGUGAGGAUUUUUGACAAGGAGAACCCCUUCAGUGUGGAAGGCAAUCCUGGGGAAGUGUUGGGCAAUUUUGUGCAGUGGAGAAAGACAGAUCUGUUACCUCAACUUAGGCAUGACGUGGGGCAGCUUAUUGUAGGCCGAUCAGCAUCGUACACUGGAGGUGUGCUCGGCAUGGCCUUCGUAGGGGCUGUGUGCUCUGUGAACAACGGUGGAGGAAUCAAUGUGUUUAGCAACAACAAUCUGCAGUCAUUCUCUACGGUGAUUGCUCACGAGCUGGGCCAUAACCUGGGCAUGAGUCAUGACAUCACUGGUUGUAAGUGUGAUGGGAGCUGCAUCAUGGCACCCACUGCCGGAGGAGCGACUAAAUUCAGUGGCUGCAGUGAGAGAGACUUCGAGAGGUUGAUUCUGAGAGGUGGAGGGACGUGUUUGAGGAACCCGCCAUCUCAAGACAACAUCAUCACGGUGCCCAGGUGUGGGAAUGGCAUUCUAGAGAGUGGAGAAGAGUGUGACUGUGGCACACCGCAGGAGUGCACUAAUAAGUGUUGCAAUGCCGCUACAUGCACCCUCACUAAGGGCUCGGUCUGUGCAACAGGAAGCUGCUGUGAAAACUGUCAGAUCAAUGUGGCUGGCACACCCUGCAGACCGUCCGUCAACCCUUGUGAUCUGCCGGAAUUCUGCGGUGGAACGUCUCCAUUCUGUCCGGCAGAUUUCUACAUGAUGGACGGCCUCCCGUGUGCCAAUAAUGCAGCCUUCUGCUUUGAGGGCCGUUGCCAGACAUUUGACUACCAGUGCAAACAGCUUUUUGGCUCCGAGGCAACUAAAGCAGAUGAUAAGUGCUUUAGUCAUGUUAAUACUCUUGGCAAUGCGUUUGGGAACUGUGGAUACUCUGGGUCUACACCGAAACCUUGUGAAGUGCAAAAUGCUAUGUGUGGAAAAGUCCAGUGCGUAUUCGACAGCAACCACCCACCACCAGGAGCGACGGUCAGCGUAUUAAAAAUUGAGGAAAACAAAAUCACCUGCAUGAAUGCUGACUUCAGCAUGGGCCCAGAUGUGCCAGAUCCAGCCUAUGUCAAAACUGGCUCAGUCUGCGCUCCUGGAAAGGCGUGUUUGGACUUUACGUGUUUGAAUUCUUCAGUUCUGGAUCAGAGUCAGAAAUGUGACACCCAGAGAAACUGCAACAGUAAUGGAGUGUGUAAUGAUAAGUUCCAUUGUCAUUGUAAUAAUGGCUGGGCUCCACCCAACUGUGACAAAACCGGCAGAGGAGGAAGUCUCGACAGCGGCCCUGCGCAGAUCGAUUACUCCCUGAGAGACGGACUCUUGAUCUUCUUUCUUCUGGUGGUGCCAAUUUUGGUGGUCUUAAUAAUCAGUUUGCUCUACAUAUUCAGAAGAGACAGUUUCAACCGUUGUGUAAAGUGCCGUCCUUCCAAACCUCAAAGGUCAACGGAUGCAACAAAUGGUCCAUCAAAUGCGCAGUCAAAUGUGGAAGCAAACGGCAGUACAACAAGAGUGUCAACCCCACAGUCAAUGACACAGCCACCUAGACCAGCACGUCUAGUGGAUACCUCAGUGACUCAACCAAGUCAAGGGCCAGGAGUCCCCAGACCAAUCCCGCCAAGACAGACCCAAGUACCAGUAUGAAGAAGGAGUGACGUUGCACAGUUGUUGCUUUUUGUAUUGUAUUCUUACUUGACCCACUUUUCCAAAGAAGUCUGCAGCAAACCUCUGAUUGCUCUGAAUUGUAAUCACCUUUUCUAGAAUUUUUAACGGAUGAAGGACCAAUGCUGUUCUGAACUGGUUGGGGAAAAAGAAUAUGCGGUUUAUAAUUAUUUAAAAAGAUGUUUACAGAGAUUUAUCAUUUUCUUUUUCUACAGUAAGUGAUGACAAUAUGACCUCUGAAAGCAUAUGAUGGUUGUUAAUAUUUAUUGCCUUUGAGGGAAGAAUUCAUUUCUCCUUGAUUGAGCUGCACUGUAAUCCUGAGUUCAGUUCAGGGAUUCAUCCAGGACAGCAAACUAGAAAUCUGUUCGAAAUUUUGCCUAUUUAGUAACAUUCAGAAUAAAGCUUCUCUUUUUUUUUAAAUGCAACAUUCUGUUCUGUUAGUUAGAUUAGCUCUUUUAAUACCAUUAUUUUGAUCUAAAUUGUAAAAUUUGUAAUUUUAC